This is a messenger RNA of Megalops cyprinoides (Indo-Pacific tarpon), 1056 nucleotides long. RefSeq names its product parkinson protein 7 (gene park7). Lineage: Eukaryota; Metazoa; Chordata; Actinopteri; Elopiformes; Megalopidae. The transcript has 6 exons. Gene Ontology annotation, molecular function: protein deglycase activity. Gene Ontology annotation, cellular component: nucleus; cytosol. Gene Ontology annotation, biological process: guanine deglycation, glyoxal removal; protein deglycation, glyoxal removal. Bases 103 to 672 code for a protein of 189 amino acids. The record is from RefSeq and is a predicted model, not a curated record.
UCGAAGUCCCGGCCUGAGUUGGAAACCUGACAGUGCAGGACCGACUCUGCUCUCAUCGCCAGGCCCGGCUAAAGCUGCGCAGCUCGUACUCCUCCCGCGAUCAUGGCUGGCAAACGCGCGUUGGUGAUUCUGUCUAAAGGCGCAGAGGAGAUGGAGACGGUGAUCCCGGUGGACGUCAUGCGCAGGGCUGGGAUCGCUGUGACGGUGGCAGGAUUGACGGGGAAGGAACCAGUGCAGUGCAGCCGUGACGUCAUGAUCUGCCCGGACUCAAGCCUGGAAGACGCCAGAAAACAGGGCCCCUAUGAUGUGGUGAUGUUACCAGGAGGAGCUUUGGGAGCACAGAACCUGUGUGAGUCCCCCGCUGUGAAGGAGGUGCUGAAGGACCAGGAGGGCAGGAAGGGACUGAUCGCAGCUAUCUGUGCAGGCCCGACGGCCCUGCUGGCCCAUGGCAUCGGCUUUGGCAGCACAGUCACCACCCACCCUGGUGCCAAGGACAAGAUGAUGAAUGGAGAUCACUAUAAGUACACUGAGGCUCGGGUGCAGAAAGACGGACACAUCAUCACCAGCCGCGGGCCUGGGACCAGCUUUGAGUUCGCCCUGACCAUCGUGGAGGAGCUGAUGGGGGCAGAGGUCGCUGCCCAGGUCAAAGCUCCACUCAUCCUGAAAGACUGAGCCUGGGGCCACAACCUCUGACUCCCCCGCAGCCACGCCUACCCCAGACUGCACGCUGUGUUACACAGGAGAACACAGAGGGGGAGUCUUUUUGCUGUGCUUAGUGAAAGGGUAGAAUAGACUGAAGGUGUCACAUGACAUGCUUUGCUAAAGUGGCUAAGCUCUGGUCUCCCUCUUAUUGCACUUAUUGUCAUGUUAUCACUAGACCUGGUGAGAAGUUUAAAGUUCCCCAAAAUAUUCCAUCUGUCCUAAAAUCAGUGUGCACUUCAAACAGCAAGGAUUUCACUGGUUUGGAUUAACGAGACUUGAUAUGUUCAGUGGAAUUUGCACUUAGAAAUGCUGACAAACAGUUAAUCAGUUAAUAAAUGUGAGAAAACUUGUCAA